Drosophila elegans is the source of this 1127-nucleotide messenger RNA. RefSeq lists its product as uncharacterized. The record is from RefSeq and is a predicted model, not a curated record. The transcript has 2 exons. The coding region runs from base 113 to 505 and encodes 130 amino acids. NCBI's taxonomy places the organism in Eukaryota, Metazoa, Arthropoda, Insecta, Diptera, Drosophilidae.
CGCGCGCUUUAAAAAAGAGAGAAAAACACACCCACAUCGCAAUCAAUAGCGUUGCAACGCUCCUUACAAGGCGAAAAAUAAGAAAAACAAAAAAAAAAAAACAAUUUCCAACAUGGAUGUUUGGGGAUUCUGCGUUAGCGAUACUACGAUGGCAUAUGGCGGUUCGAUGCGCAACGGAUAUUACCGGGAUUACGAGCAGUUUCCCUACGGAACCCUCGAAUCCACCACAUCCCCUCAUGCGGUCAAAGAUUGCUACAGUCGAGUGCAAGAGAAAUGCAAGCAGAUAAAAACCGAGAAGCAAAUGCGGAAGGAUUGUCCUUUCUGCAAGGAGCACAAGAAGCGGCCGCUCAUCAACUACAUGCGCAAGAGGGAGCAGCGGAAGCACCAUGACAGCAUUUGCGAGGACGAGGAGGAGAUGCACGACCAUGAGCUGGAGCACGCCCACAAUCACAGCCACGAGGUGGUGUCCUCCGUCCUUGCCGCCCCCCAGAGCUGCAAGGUGUGAGAGGGAGCGGGACGACGCUACUGCAGGCGAUUCCCACAGACAUUCGCGAAAUGCCAUAUAUAUAAAUAUACAACAAGAAGAAAGGAAAGAAAAAAAAACCUGAAAAGAGGAAAAAACCUGAAGUUACAACAAAAACAAAGAAAAAUCAGAGGAGAAAAGAGAAAAAAGCUGUUAAAGACGAAGAUUGCCACAAUAAUCCAAGGCGACUGUACCCCUUUUUUUGAAUGGUUGCCCCAGCAUUUCCGCAUCGCGAAUACACUACCAUUUACAAGAGCAAGAACAACUUGAUACCAAUUUACAACUCCCUUUAUCAAUUAUCUACUACAACUUCGUUUUUACGCCAACUUCGCAGUUAUGUACAACUAUAUAAACAAUAAUUUGUUUACCGACAAACAAACAGCGCACGAUGAAAGAAAUCAAAUAACGAAAACCUGCCCCGCUUGACCAACGCAUUUUUUUGACCUUAGGCAAUCGAGAACAACAUGAAUAAUAGGUAAAACCAAAAAAAAAAAACACUAUAUAUACAAAACACAACAAGGGAAGCAAAAUUAGCAGAAAAACUGAAUUUUCUAUUUUGCGUACGAGAGACUGAGUAAACAGCAGUAGAAAAUUGUUAAAGCUA